This is a messenger RNA of Lepisosteus oculatus (spotted gar), 4200 nucleotides long. Its product is annotated as zinc finger protein 3-like. Lineage: Eukaryota; Metazoa; Chordata; Actinopteri; Semionotiformes; Lepisosteidae. Gene Ontology annotation, biological process: regulation of transcription by RNA polymerase II. Gene Ontology annotation, molecular function: RNA polymerase II cis-regulatory region sequence-specific DNA binding; DNA-binding transcription factor activity, RNA polymerase II-specific. The record is from RefSeq and is a predicted model, not a curated record.
CUUGCUGUAAAUCGCCCAUCACGAUGGAUGGUUUUUGCACUUCGAUGCGGUCUCAAUUCCUAGCGUGCUUGUCACAGGUCGUUCAGUGAACCGUGAACGUUUUGUCUCUUUAUACUGUGAUUGUUUACGCUUAAUGUAUCACGUCGUGCGUCUUAAAUCCACGUAUAUAUGAUACGCUGCUACAGACGGUAUAGAAACCUUCACUGUGUACAACCGUCCAGCACGCAACCCUAGGUGCGCCACAUGAAGCCUACGUGUCGGGGCAGUGUACAAAAUGAGUAUCUCGUUACUUCAUGUUUCUGACAAAAAGGGUGGCGUUUGGAGGAUGCAUAAAGCCGGAACUGAGCGAAAAGGCAAGAAAGGAGAACUUGUACGAAUUCUCGGUGUAAACCCCUUUCGUCAUGGGCAACACCCACGGUCAAUGAAUAUACAGAAUGAGUACAACAUCGUGGGAUUACGAAGGUGAAAAAUAACCUGAAGGUAGUACAUAUGGAAUGGCAGUGUGUGCCUUUCAAAUAUGAAGCCUAGGGUGGUUCCCGUUAACUAUUCAUACUGCGGUUAGAAGAGGCAGUGAGCUCAUCGUGUUCGUAUAGAGUAGAAUACACCGGGAUUGACUGGACAUCGCCAUUCAUUAAUUUUGUUCACUGAGAUAAUGGGAUGCUUGCAGACUAACACGGCGGCGGUAUCUCUUCUGGGAUGACUGGACACGUUUGAGCCGUGACGAGGCUGUCCGCAGAUGCAGUUUAGCAUCACCGUGCCCGCGAUGACGCAGGUGCAGUCCUUACCGGGACUGGGAAGGAUGGACCACCACAUUGAGAAUAUGUAGCAUGCCUGAAAUGGCCGCUGCCCCGAAGUCCAGGUCCGGCGCUUUCCAGACUGUGCCCCUCUCACAUGGACGCCCUGCUGUAGAGAGGGGAGACCCGGCGGGGGCUGGGCCGAGACCCGGAUCUCCGAUCUCCGAGAGCCGGGAUGCCCUUCCGCAGCCAGCUGGCCUCCGUCAUGGAGGCGCUGUUCCGGGCGGCGGUGUGCGAGGUCUCGGCGCUGUUCGAGGGCAGCAUGGCGGCGGCGCGGCUGGAGCUGGCCCGGGCCAGGCGGGAGAACGAGGCCCUGCGGCGGCGCCUGCGGCGGCGGGCCGCAGGUGGGGGGGCACGCUCCGUGGGGGUCCAGGCACCGGCAGGAGCUGAGGAGGACAGAGCUCCUGGAGUCACAGAGAGCCUCUUUGACAAGGAACGGGGUCUGUGGACAUUCGGAGAGCUGAUGUCUAAGGGCAUACCAGUGGGAACUGAUGAUCGGUAUCCUGUCCACCUCACAGAGGAGGACACUGACCUGGAAUCUGUUGUGAUUAAAGAGGAGUACGAAGACAUGGAGGAAUCGCUUCUUGUCAAACAGGAGAGGCCUGGAGAGGACUCGGGCAGCGGCUGUCUGAAGGGAGAAUUAGCCACAGCAGGUUCAGAGGUCAGCGUGCUCCCGUACUCUGGAGAACAGAGCCCUGCUGAGCAGCAGUGCCCCAGGGAGAGGUGGGGCUCUGGCAUGAGGCAAGAGACAGAGCCCGCACCCGCAGGGGGCGAGAAAGAGCUUGCCAGGUGGCCAAGAUGUAGGCUAAGCGUAGACGGGCCUAGGGGACGCGACUCUGUGCAGGUGAUGGCUUCCUGGCCCGACUGCGUCACGCUGCAGUGUAGCCUGCUGGGAUCCAAGCUCCACGCGGAGAAGCUCAGCAGUGUCGGACGCGAUUGCGGUACGUGGACAGCUGGCCAACUGGAGCCCGUCAUCAUGGAAACACAGAGCGACAGAGACGUGACUGUCCUGAGGAUUACAGAGCAGGGUGCCGAGCUCCAGCCCCAUCAGGCCGCAGAGCAACACAUCGAGCUGGAGCCCAUCCGCGCCCAAGUGGAGGGCCCGGAUGGCAAACCGCUGGGACCCUACGAACGACCUGGCAGGGCGCACCUGGAAUCUCACAGCUCGGAUCCGGCCCCCGUUAAAGAGGAGCGGCGUAGCGAAGGGGUCGAGCGGCUGGUCCGAUUCCCGGGGGACUGGGAACACGGUGGACAGCCUGCGGAGCAGCGGGAAAGGGAGAUCUCCUGCCAGGAGCUGGGGGAAACGCCCCCGGAGAGAGGCGUGGAUGAGAGCCGAUCGGUACAGCACGGACAGGAGCUGACUGGGCCGUCCUGCUCUAUUGCCCCAACGCUGGCCAUUGAGAGCUCCGCAGCGUCCAGUGCAAACACUGGGGGGUAUCGCUGUGCCCACUGCAGCAUAGUUUUAAGCACCGCCUGGUCUCUCAAAAUGCACCAGCGGACCCACACAGGAGAGAAACCGUACUGCUGCACCUUGUGCGGGAAGAGCUUCAGCUACUCGGGGCAUCUCAAAUCCCACGAGCGCAUCCACACGGGAGAGAGGCCCUACCGCUGCGCCCAGUGCGGGAAGAGCUUCAGCCUGGCGGGCGACCUGAAGAUCCACCAGCGCAUCCACACCGGAGAGAGGCCGUACUGCUGCUCCGAGUGCGGGAAGACCUUCAACCAGCUGGGCCACCUCAAGACGCACCAGCUCAUCCACACCGGGGAGAGACCCUACACCUGCUCGCAGUGCGGGAAGAGCUUCCGGCAGUCGUGCAACCUCAAAGCGCACCACCAGAUUCACACGGGCGAGCGGCCGCACUGCUGCGGCCAGUGCGGGAAGAGCUUCAGCAAACUAGUCAACCUGAAGAGGCACCAGAGCACGCACACGGGAAAGAGGCCCUACUGCUGCACCAUCUGCAAGAAGAGUUUCAUUCAGACCAGCGACCUCAAGAGGCACUUGAUUACUCACACCGAAGAGAGACCGUAGGGCCCCAUCUGGUCCGUAUCGGCAGUUCCUAUUUUCCUGGUGACUGUACAGGUGGAGCCCCCGUUCUCUGGUCCAGUUUAUUCCAAUUGAAGCCUCAGCAUGGAGCUGCGUGGCCUAACCCCAUACACACCUGGCGAACAAACCGCUGCCCUCACGCCUGUGGGAAUCACAGCGCUGUGCUGAUCAGAUCUGUCAAACCUGUUGAGAUGGAGCAAGAGCACAGGUCACAGGUCACAGGACACAAGUUAACGUCGGCUCUCGGCUCGUUUUGGCAUUUCAUACUUCUUAGAGGCGACACCCUUGUGAAAACUCUUUGCAGCCUCUUGUGCCAGACCCCACACAUAGCUGGGAGGUCCCCAGGGUGUGUAUGGAUAAAUUCUCGCAAGGCUUUGUGAGUCGAGGAGGCUUUCUGUUACUUCUUUACAGGUUGCCAAACCCAACACAACGUCAGGACUGGAUCAGGGAGAAUCUGGUCUGUCUGCACCUGGAGCCAGACAGGACAGGGCGUGCAUCAUCUGGGCGGUCUGCUCUCUCAAGUCGGUCUCCUCCGCCGUCAGGGCGCUGUGCCGGGGAACGGGCCCCACAGUGCUCCCACUGAAGACCGGAUCCAGUGUAGAGUCCCAGGGGUCGGGCAAGACACGGUGCAGGCAGAGGGGCUGGCGGCCUGAGGCAGAGUACAAGGAGCAGUGAGGGGGCUAGCCAGGAACAGGGCUGUAGCGAAGGCAGGUGAGGAUGGGAAGGACCACCAGGGACAGAAGCCGUGCUGAUUGUUCUGAGCUCUAUAAUUGUGCGUUCAAGCCUGGGUCAUGUCUCUAGAUGGCUGUGACUGGAAAUCCACUGUUGGCCUACCAUUGAUGGUAGGGUGGGAUUAUUUGGUUCGGUCUCUCUGGGUGAUAUAGCCUCCCUACCUCCCCUGUGGCCUCCUGAGUGAUUGUAGGUGUACAGUGCUGGCAGUGAGCGGGACAGCUCUCCUCCAAUCAGUGUUCAUCCUCCGGUGUGGGGUGGAGCUUCCUGUGACUGGAAGACAGGCCAAUCAGAGCAGUCUGACCGCCCUUCCUCACUCUCCCCUGUGUGCGGUCACAGGGUUCAGAGUUGUAAGUAGAGACAUUAAAACACACAGCUGGUGAUUUGGGGGUUUCUUUUAAAAACACUUUAUACCCUUGCUGCAAUUCAUCUGUAUAAUCACUGCUACCCCAGAACCCCUAGGCAUCAGGAUUUCCAGUGUGGGAAGUGUGUGUCUAAGGUAAAAUAUCAAAGACAUCAUGAUUAAAUGAGUGUGAUCUGUGCCUUUGUACUGUAGAUUUAACUGAUGAUGAUUCUUACUUGCUUUCCUAUGUUGUUGUCACCCACAUUGCGUAAAUAAAUGUCACUUUAAUGAUA